Molecule: messenger RNA, 1493 nt
Organism: Scatophagus argus
Lineage: Eukaryota; Metazoa; Chordata; Actinopteri; Scatophagidae
Gene: zmat2
Product: zinc finger, matrin-type 2
Exons: 7
Coding region: 216-869 (217 amino acids)
Biological process (GO): mRNA splicing, via spliceosome
Cellular component (GO): spliceosomal complex; U4/U6 x U5 tri-snRNP complex
Molecular function (GO): zinc ion binding; nucleic acid binding
Source: RefSeq, a predicted model, not a curated record
AGGUUAAUUAGUUGGACCACACGCUGGCACCUGAAAUAGGACGCCAACACAAACUUUUUAAACUCUUUCCUCUGGGUUUUAACAGCAAACUGAAACAGAGUGGAAAACCAUUUUGAAAGCUAUCCACAGUGGAAAUGUCUUGAUUUUACGUAGAGGUGUGCGCGUUGUGCAGGUAUUUUUCGGGACAGCAGGUGGCAGUAUUCACCUCACACAGGAUGGACUCUGACUUUACGACAGCCGUAUUCUGUCACAAAGUAAAUAAGAUGGCGUCUGGAAGUGGAUCCAGUAAGAAUGACUUCCGCAGGAAGUGGGACAAGGACGAGUAUGAACACCUCGCUCAGAAACGACUGGCUGAGGAGAGAGACAGAGAGAGGAGAGAUGGAAAAACGGCCCCACCCGUCAAGCGAGACCUCCUGCGUCACAGAGACUACAAGGUGGACCUGGAGUCCAAGCUGGGGAAGACCAUCGUCAUCACAAAGACCACUCCUCAGGCUGAGAUGGGCGGUUACUACUGUAACGUCUGUGACUGUGUGGUGAAAGACUCCAUCAACUUCCUGGAUCACAUCAACGGAAAGAAACACCAGAGGAACCUGGGCAUGUCGAUGCGAGUCGAGCGCUCGUCUCUGGAUCAGGUGAAGAAGCGUUUCGAGGUGAACAAGAAGAAGAUGGAGGAGAAGCAGAAGGAGUACGACUUUGAGGAGCGCAUGAAGGAGCUGCGGGAGGAGGAGGAGAAGGCCAAGGCCUACAAGAAGGAGAAGCAGAAGGAGCGGAAGCGCCGGGCGGAGGAGGACGUGGACUUCGAGGAGGACGAUGAGAUGGCUGCUGUGAUGGGUUUCUCGGGCUUUGGCUCGUCCAAGAAGAGUCACUGAUUGUCCACAGCUUGACUCCGCUGUGAGCACCGCCAUGCGCCACCACGACAGGAAACUGGCUUUAACUCCGCCCCCCUCAGUCAGCUGGAGUUUGGGACCAGAAUGAGGCUUGAAAUACAGGAAGGAGGAGUCCUGCUGCUGCCUGGUUCAGACUGUGAAAAUUUCUUUCUUUUUAUCUACAGCCAGGCUCUUAUUUUGGUAGUGUCAUCCAUCACUCUGUCAGUUCCGACCUUUAAGUGAAAGUUCAGAACAGGAAGACAAAACUGAGACCAAAAAACUGUUUCCUUUCAAGUGGUGACAAGUUGUUCAAGUUCCUACAGAUGAAACGUUUUUCAGUUUCUCCUUCAUACAAAAACAUAUUUAACAAAUUAAAAUAGCAAAGCUGCAGUUGUUUGUUCAUAUAAAACUGAUUCAUGAUAUCAAAGAUUUGAGUGUCUCAUUGGACAUCAGUGGCAAAACUAAAAAACCAGAACUGAAACGUCAACAGAUUGAAUCGAAGUUGGUUAAAUGUUUAAGUUUGACGUGAAGCUCAAACAGCUGCAGGAGUUUGAUUUUACUGUCUGUCAUUUUGGGAUGCAGUUCGUUGGUGAAUUUAUUGUAAUAAACACACUUUUUUUCUUUUUA